Solanum verrucosum is the source of this 2037-nucleotide messenger RNA. Its product is annotated as transcription factor MTB2. Gene Ontology annotation, molecular function: DNA-binding transcription factor activity; protein dimerization activity; transcription cis-regulatory region binding. Lineage: Eukaryota; Viridiplantae; Streptophyta; Magnoliopsida; Solanales; Solanaceae. The transcript has a single exon. The coding region runs from base 51 to 1787 and encodes 578 amino acids. The record is from RefSeq and is a predicted model, not a curated record. Gene Ontology annotation, cellular component: nucleus. Gene Ontology annotation, biological process: regulation of DNA-templated transcription.
UCAAAUUGGAGGAGAGUUGGAAGUUUUUAGCAUCUGGGGUUUUGUUAGAAAUGACUAUGUUGUGGAGUGAUGAGGAUAAGACUAUGGUGGCAGCUGUAUUAGGAACAAAAGCUUUUGAUUACUUGAUGUCUAGUUUAGUUUCUGCUGAAUGUUCUUUAAUGGCAAUGGGGAGUGAUGAGAAUUUGCAGAAUAAGCUGUCAGAUCUUGUGGAACGUCCGAAUGCAAGUAAUUUUAGUUGGAAUUACGCCAUUUUUUGGCAGAUUUCGCGGUCUAAGUUGGGGGAGUUGGUGUUAGGAUGGGGAGAUGGUUGUUGUAGGGAAGCUAGGGAAGGAGAGGAAUCUGAACUUACUAGGAUUCUUAAUCUACGCCUCGCUGAUGAGGCUCAACAAAGGAUGAGGAAAAGGGUUCUUCAGAAGUUGCAUAUGUUUUUUGGUGGAACAGAUGAAGAUAACUAUGUGUUUGGAUUGGAUAAAGUCACCGAUACUGAAAUGUUCUUUCUUGCUUCAAUGUACUUUUCGUUUCCUCGAGGGCAAGGUGGUCCGGGGAAGUGUUUUAGUGCUGGUAAACAUGUGUGGUUAUCGGAUAUUAUGAGGUCGUCUGUAGAUUAUUGUUCCAGAUCUUUUCUGAUGAAGUCUGCUGGUAUGCAAACAGUUGUUUUGAUCCCAACUGAUAUAGGGGUAGUGGAAUUGGGAUCUGUACGAACUAUACCAGAAAGUUUGGAGCUUGUACAUUCAAUAAAAUCUUGCUUCUCGUCGUUUUUGGCACAAGUUAGGGCUAAGCAAGCGGCAUCUGUAGCAGAUGUAACUGAGAAAAAAAAUGGAAACAAUUCUAUGUUUCCCAGCUCUUUUCCUUUUGAGCAGUCAAAGGGAAAUCCUAAGAUUUUUGGGCAGAAUUUAAAAUCUGGUUCUACCGAGUUUAGGGAAAAACUUGCUGUCAGGAAACCGGUGGAUAGGCCACUGGAAAUGUACAGAAAUGGAAACAGGGCUCCCAUCAUAAAUACACAAAAUGGUGUACACCCCGUAGCAUGGGCUUCAUUUGGUAAUGUGAAGCCAGGGAACUCCGUGGAGCUCUAUAGUCCUCAGGCACCACCAAACAACUUACGAGAGUUUGUCAAUGGUGGAAGGGAAGAGCUCCGGUUAAAUAGCCUCCAGCAUCAAAAGCCUGGUAGAAUGCAAAUAGAUUUCACCAACUCAAGACCCGUUGUUUCUCCAGUGCCCACUGUUGAAUCCGAGCAUUCAGAUGUUGAAGUUUCAUGUAAGGAAAACCAUGCAGGACCAGCUGAUGAAAGGAGGCCUCGAAAGCGUGGAAGAAAACCAGCCAAUGGAAGGGAAGAGCCCCUCAAUCAUGUAGAAGCUGAGAGGCAACGGAGGGAAAAGCUGAACCAGCGGUUCUAUGCAUUACGAGCUGUUGUUCCAAAUAUUUCCAAAAUGGACAAAGCUUCCCUCUUAGGAGAUGCCAUUGCUCACAUCACUGACAUGCAGAAGAAGAUUAGGGACGCGGAAUAUGAGCUGGAAAGGCUAGGAAGCACCUCUGUGGAAGCAGCUGAUAUCAACAUUGAAGCUGCCAGUGAUGAAGUCAUUGUAAGAGCUAGAUGCCCACUGGGAACCCAUCCUGUAGCAAAAGUCGUUGAAGCGUUCAAAGAGGUACAGGUCAGCGUUGUUGAGUCAAAACUUGCCGUGGGGAAUGAUACAGUAUAUCAUACAUUUGUGGUCAAGUCCAAUGGAUCCGAACAGCUAACGAAGGAAAAGCUAAUGGCUGCAUUUUCUGGUGAAUCAAACUCUCUCUAGACAUACUCAUCGAUCCGUAGGAUAACAAAGGCAAUAUCAUUUUAGUCUACAUUCCAUUUCUUUGUUUCUGCAAAGGUUUUGGUAUACAACAGUUCAGUCUAGGAAUAGAGAAAAUAACUAGCUAUUGACAAAGUAGCGGUAAUUCUUUCCUAUAUCUGUUUAUAGUAUACAUGUUUGUCAAAAGAAAGCUAGAUGAAUCGCUUUGUAAGCUUAAAUCUCUUUUGCUUAUGCUAGUUUUUUCAUAUUGUUA